Molecule: messenger RNA, 1159 nt
Organism: Owenia fusiformis
Lineage: Eukaryota; Metazoa; Annelida; Polychaeta; Sabellida; Oweniidae
Source: the annotation of a GenBank genome assembly
UCAAAUUUUAAGAAUAUUUUGGAAAGCUUGGUUGCUGUAUCCGAUUCUUCCUUUAUAUUAUUGAUAGUACUAUAAUGUGCUAUACAUGAUUUUUUUGUUUAUUAGGUAUAAAGUUCCACACCAGAGAAAAGUUAACAUAGAGGUUGUCGAGGUUGCAGUAAAGGAAAUCACCAGUAAAAAAUACUCAAUGAAAAAGGCAGCUGAAAUCCAUGGACUUAGUAAGACAACCCUGAGUCGGUACUUUCAUAUGUUCUUGAAAACGGGGAAAGUUGAGAGACCAAAUGGACAUUUCAUCUGUGGUUUCUGCUCAAAGGAUUGUGGUACUCUAAGUGCUUUACAAAAUCAUUCUAUACUGCAUCAACGAGAUCUGUAUAUAUGCCCUCAUCCUGGAUGUGGGAAAGAGUUUGUUUUCAAAGCUAAACUCAAUCGGCAUUUUAAAUGUCACCUACCUGCAUCAUUUUUGUGUGAAAACUGUGGAAAUUAUUUCAAAACGAAAGCCAUUUUAGAACGACAUAUAACAACAAGUCACGGGGCCUUUGAGAGACAAUUCUGCUGUAAAAUUUGUAGCAAAGGAUUUGCAACUGAGCGGUAUUUACAGCAACACAUGUUGAGUCAUAGCGAUACUACGCAUCAAUGUGAGAAAUGUGGCAAGGAAUUCAAGCGGAAGUUUAAGUUGAAUCAACAUGUUAAAUUAUGUCAUAUAUACGUAUAACUACAAUGUCUUGGAAAAUGAAUAUAUUUGAUGGAACAUCAUACAAAAAUAUAUCAGUCAGAAAAAUUUAAAUGGACCAUUGAAAUAAUAAGAGGGAUCAACCUAAAGAAAUGUCAAAUAUAGCUGUGAGAAAUACUGUGAGAGCUCAUGAAUACGAAAUGAAUUAACUUAAAUAGUAAAAAAGUCAGUUGAAAGUCAGUUUUUAUGACAGAAAAUAAGUAAUAAUGAAGAUUUUGAUAUGAAAAUAGAUAACUUAUCAUGAAUUAAUUCUUAUGCCUCCCAGUGAACAUGAUACAAUAUUUUACACAAUGUGCCAUCAUAUUUCAUAAAAAUAUUUUGAACAAUGACAGUGUCAUUCCAGCUUGGUACUUCAACAUGUAUGCUAUAAAUGGAUGUGAUAAUACAGAGAUAUGUCUCUAAAUGCUAUUAAAUAAAUCAAGAUUGAAA